UCAAUAUGUCAAUGAAGUAUGUGUACGCGGGGAGAUACGUUAUCAUUGCUACAAGCUCGAUGGAAGCACCCCGGCAACCACUUCAUUGCUGUUUCAAAAACGAUCGAAGAAAACCGUGGCUCAAUAGCUGCGAUGUGACUUCUUCACCCGCCAUCCAUUCACGAGGGGAAAUAGGACUCUGGGUGUGACCGGGAGGUGUGCCAGGGUUAAAAGAGGACAAUCAAGAGCCACGAGGGUUCAUGGUGCCAACGGUGGUUUGUUGGGGUGUCUAACUGCUCCUCUCUCAUUGUUCUCUCGCUGACAACGGGCACAUUCCUCCGUUUGCUCGUCACGCAAGGGGAUCAACCUCCUGACUGACCGACAUGGGCUGCGUUCACCAACCCAUCAACACAACGAUUUAGGCCCAGUCCAUGGUUCUGGUUUGCUCGAGCUACUCCUCGGCUGCCUCUAUGCAUUCUGCCCCCUCGAAGCAUUGCAGAGAAUCCUCACCGUUCAAGAAACCCGCAGGAUAAAACGACACGAAAGACUACCCAGCCCCUUGACCUGGCGGGAUGGGAGCCAGACAGGGGAAUCCCAAGCGGAUCGAGAACUUUGCCCACGUCGUCAACGCCUUCACCUCCCACUACGGGAAGAAUGAUGACCAAACCACUGUGACCGAGGAACAGCGGAGGAAGAGACAAGACGCGGCGGCAGAGGUUGCUGAUUCGUGAGUCCUAUUGCGAUUGUGUCUCUAGGCCACCACCGAACCAUCCAUUGCCCAUGGCGAAGAUCAAGGUGCCUGAUACCGAGAGAGGGAGAGGAGCAUCGGUUAACCAUCAAACCCCGUCUUUCGCACAGAUACUACAACUUCGCCUCCGCGGCGUAUGAAAACGGCUGGUCCACCCACUUCCACUACACGCCCUUCCCGCCCGCGUUCCCGCCGUGCGACAGCACGAUCGCCACGGCGAUGGCCUUCUACGAGCACCGCCUCGCCUUCCUCAUGAACCUGAAACCGCACAUGAAGGUGCUCGACGUGGGCUGUGGGAUCGGCGGCCCCGCGCGGGAGAUUGCAAAGUUCGUGGGCUGCGAGGUCGUGGGCGUGAGCAUCAACCAGGGCCAGAUCGACCGCGCCAUCUACUUGACCAGGCUGGAGGGCUUGCAGGACAGAUGCACGUUCGUGAGAGGAGACUUCCUUGAUCUCCCCUUCGCCCCCGCGUCCUUCGACGCCGCGUACUCCAUCGAAGCCACGGUGCACUCGCCCUCCCUCUUGCAGGUGUACAGCGGUAUCGCGCGCGUGCUCAAGCCCGGCGCCGUGUUCGGUCUGUCCGAAUGGGUGCUGACGCCGAAAUACAACCCUGACAACAAGAGGCAUGUCGGCAUCCGCAACCGGGUCGAGAGGGGCAACGGGCUGAGCAACCUGCACACGAGCGACCAGGCGAGGGAGGCGGUGACCGGGGCCGGGUUCGAGAUUCUGCACGAAGAGGAUUUCGCGGCGCAUUUUAACUAUGCGAAGAGACUUGUUGAAGAUUCCGCCGCCGCCGCCGCCGCAGCAGGUAAGAGGACACCGAGAAUGAAGAGGAGGAGUAGCGUGGAAGGACAAGAAACCGCCGCAAGACAAGAUCCUCCAGCUCCUCCUUUUGGGCAUCAAAGUCCCGUCCUCGUGCCCUUCGAGUCCUCCUCUCCAUCUUCCUCCUCCGGUGACGAGCCGCCGCUGGUCUCACUCCGCCCGGCUCCUCCCUCGACGACGCCGCUCCCGCACCCUCUGCCCAUCCCCCCUACUAUCUACCGAGCAUGGUACUGGCCGCUGUUGGGGGCCACACAACUGGCCACGACCUGGAUGGACUACUGGACGGCGUGGAAGAUGUCCAAGUGGCCGCGCCGGCUGGGCUACUGGAUGGUCUGGGCCGGCGAGCGCGUGGGCCUGUGGGACCAGGGCGUCACCGACGCCAUGACCACCUUGGCCUACUGCGUCGACAGCGCCGCCGAGGCGGGCCGGGAGGAAAUCUUCAGCCCCUGCUGGUGGUUCAUUGGGCGCAAGGUGGGGGUGAAGACGGCAGGAACACGGAUCGAGAUGGACGGGAGCGUUCCGAUUUCGGGCCAGGUGAAAGUGGACAAACCAGGGAAGACUUGAGCGCCCUCAUGUAUUGACAAGAUGCAUUGGGCAAACUGGACGUGAGUUGUGUGGUACCAGUUACAAGAUGCAUUUGCAAUGGCGGUCAGCUUCAAGGUCCUUGAAAUAGGGAGCAAGUCAUGUGCA
Cladophialophora immunda is the source of this 2236-nucleotide messenger RNA. RefSeq lists its product as uncharacterized. NCBI's taxonomy places the organism in Eukaryota, Fungi, Ascomycota, Eurotiomycetes, Chaetothyriales, Herpotrichiellaceae. The record is from RefSeq and is a predicted model, not a curated record. The coding region runs from base 947 to 2110 and encodes 387 amino acids. The transcript has 3 exons. Gene Ontology annotation, cellular component: endoplasmic reticulum. Gene Ontology annotation, biological process: ergosterol biosynthetic process. Gene Ontology annotation, molecular function: sterol 24-C-methyltransferase activity.